Molecule: messenger RNA, 999 nt
Organism: Penicillium manginii
Lineage: Eukaryota; Fungi; Ascomycota; Eurotiomycetes; Eurotiales; Aspergillaceae
Product: intradiol ring-cleavage dioxygenase
Exons: 2
Molecular function (GO): iron ion binding; oxidoreductase activity, acting on single donors with incorporation of molecular oxygen, incorporation of two atoms of oxygen
Source: RefSeq, a predicted model, not a curated record
CCCACCCCCGAGCGUCACGACCACAACAAUGUGAAGCACACACCUCAUACAUUUUCCCGACGCACCGACAAGUGUGCUGGUAAAAUCGAACAGCGUCGCGAUACCGCGUUGAAGAAUCGUCGAAGCCUCUUGGGCAAGCGCGAUUCCAGUGUUUCUUCAUCGAGCCGGUACAUGUACGGAGGUCUACAGAACAAGACCUGCCUGCUGGCCCCAAAUACUAUCUUCGGUCCCUACGAUGUGGAUGGAGAACUUCAUCGCCAUGACGUGCGAGAGGGUCAAGAUGGUGUUAACCUGUACCUUGAUCUCGGUCUGAUUGAUGUCGAGACUUGUGAGCCUCUCCCGGAUGCUUGGCUUACCAUUUGGGCUUGCAAUGCCACUGGUACUUACUCUGGAUAUACCGGAAUCAACCCGGAUACCGUGUCUGUUCUUGAUGGAUGGAGUACCAGGGAGGAUGGAACCACUGAUGACGAAACAUUCUUGCGAGGAAUCUCCAAAACCAACGAGGCCGGAAUUGCUGAGUUCCUCACUAUCUUCCCCGGCUACUACGAUAGCCGAACUACCCACAUUCAUGUGACUGUGCAGUCCAAUGUGACCGGUGAUGACACUAGCUAUUCCGAUGCCGCUAUUCAGCACAUUGGUCAGCUCUUCUUUCCCGAAGAGUUGAUCAACUCUGUGUACAAGCUGGCUCCCUACCACGCCCAUUUGUCUACUUUGAACAGAACUCUGAACUCUGAAGACUCGGUGUACAAAGUCGCCAUGACCGACGGAUACUCUGCCAUGAUUUCCACGGAGCUUCUAGGUGAGACUCUUGCCGACGGUUUGAUUGGAUACAUCACCAUUGGUGUCAACAAGAGUGCUGCCGCUAUUGCUACCACUGGCACUCAAGUCAAUGUCCAGGGAUAUCUUCCCACCGUCUCAUUGACCAGUGGUGCCCAGGCUGCCGCGAACACCAAUGAUCUUGCUCAAGGAUACCGUACGAAUGGAAUGAAGAAGGUGUAA